CGAAAAAUGAAGUCACAUCCCUCUCCAUGCGUGCUUUGGAGGGAAAAUAAUUGCUUUUUUCCUCAAAAUUAGUGCCUUAAUUAUCUAUUCAUUGUCUAAUGCUCUACUGCCAUUGCUGGAAGUUUGAAACACCAUUCAUGCCAUUCCUUCUUCACUCUCUUAAAGUAACCCUAGUCACCGCUAUACUCCAUUAGCUGUACAUUCUUGAUUUUCCGGCUCCGUCACCAACUCCGGCGUCCACCCCUCUACUCUUCCCUCCCUGUUCAAAGGGUAAAGUUAUUGUCCUGUUACAAAGUUGGAGAGGGAAGAGUUCAGCUUUUCUGUCAGAUCUGUUUAUGAGUUUUCAUUUGUUGGGUUAAAGUUGAGCUCUUUUUCUGGCUGAUCGAAUGAAGUUUAGCUGAAGCAAGUCUUAUUGUUUCUCUUCAAGAACUAGUAUCAAUGUCUUCAGAAAUGCGCCGCCGCAGCCUCGGCGGAAGUGGCGGCGGAGCUAGUGGAGGAGUAGGGAAUAGUUUUGAUCCGAGCAACUUGCAUUUGAAGAGGGAGCUAACCCAUAUCAAGAAAGCUGCCAAGGCGCUUAGAGAUCCCGGAACCACCUCUUCAUGGAGGUCGCCGCUCGGCUCCGCCAGAUCUACGGCGGCGGCGGGUGAUAUACUGAGCCACACCUCUAAACACCAUUACUCUCACCAUCACAAUAUCCCCGACGAUGCUUUCAAUAUCAAAGGAGCCCAAGAAGUCGCAUGUCCUAGUGAAACUACCCCACCUCCUACUUAUCCGAUCGAAAGAAACGGAAAUCCAGAUACCAACGGGAAGGAGAAGGAGAAGAAGGUGUUUUUGUAUAACUGGCGGUCACAAAAAUCAGAGAGUGAGAGGAGUAGAAGUAGAGUACAAAAAGGCAAGGGAAACGGAAAUUGUUCGACUUCUUCACAGGAAGAGAGCAUCGCUGAUAGCCUAAGUGAUGCAAGGCAUGGUGGAAAUGAUUCAAAGAGUGACACGUAUGUAGGUGACCGUAGGUAUGCUUCAAUCAUGCUGAAGUGUAAUAAAGAUACUAACUUUAUGCCAUCCAUCAGACGAAACAUCAAGAAGAAAUCGAAGAAAAACAAUUUCUCCACCGCCAUAUUGCAGAAAAAACAAAUGGCUUCUGCAAAUUUGGUUAAUGAUCAGUCUGAAGAUACAGAGGACUAUUCUAAUUCUAAUGCGGAGGAUUUCAGGAGGCUAACUGCAGCUUCACCUUUGCUUGCUAGGCUCAGGAACAAGAAGAAAUGGGCUUAUAAGUUGAGAAACAGUUGUAAACGAGAAGAUUCUUCUUAUUCUUAUAGUACCCCUGCAUUGUCUACCAGUUCUUACAACAGAUAUGGUGGACUUAGGAAUCCACCAAGUAGGGUAGGCUCAUGGGAUGGCACUACCCAAUCCUUCAAUGACGGUGACGAUGAGGUGGAGGGCCAGUUGGGUUUGCCUGGCAGGCACGGAUGUGGUAUUUCGUGCUGGUCCAUGUCCUCCAGAAGGUCUACACCAAAAUGCUAUUCACCUUCUCUUUCAGACACAUUGAGGAUGAAGAAAGGGAGCACCUUUUUAUGUGGGACUCGAACAAGAAAGCACAUCAAAAGGAGACAUGGUGGUUCCCAAGGUCUCAUCCCAUUGCUAACUAAUGGAGGGUCGUCUAUGGGUACGGCAAGUGGUGAUGAUGAUGAAGAUGAUGAGUUGUCCACAAACUUUGGAGAAAUUGAUUUGGAGGCAUUAAGUAGACUGGACGGGAGGAGUAGGCUAGACCUAAUGGCAUUUGACAGAGAAGAAGAAGAAGAGGAAGGAGAAGGUUCUCCUGAGAAUAUCAGAAGUUUUUGCCAGAAAUAUAGACCUACAUUUUUUGAAGAAUUGAUAGGUCAAAACAUAGUUGUCCAGUCCUUGAUGAACUCAGUUUCUAGAGGACGGAUUGCUCCAGUUUAUAUCCUCCAAGGCCCACGCGGGACUGGAAAGACUUCAACUGCAAGGAUUUUCGCUGCCGCUCUGAAUUGUGUUUCCACACAAGAAAUCAAGCCGUGUGGGGGUUGUAGGGAAUGUGCGGAUUUCAUCUCCAUGGGGAAGUGCAGGAAUCUUAAUGAAGUUGAUGGGACCAACAAGAAAGGCAUUGAUAAGCUCAAGUAUCUCUUGAAGACUUUAUCUUUAGCUCAACAAUCAAAUUCUUCUUCUUCUUCGGGGUAUAAGGUUUUCGUUAUUGAUGAAUGCCACUUACUGCCAUCAAAGACUUGGUUGGCAUUUUUGAAGUUUCUAGAAGAACCGCCGCCACAUGUUGUUUUUAUGUUCGUUACAACAGAUCUUGAGAAUGUGCCGCGUGCCAUAUUGUCACGCUGCCAGAAGUACAUCUUCAAUAAGAUUAGGGAUAGUGAUAUAGUGACCAGAUUGAAGAAGAUAGUCACUGGUGAAAAUUUGGAUGCAGAACCUGAAGCACUUGAGUUGAUCGCUUUGAAUGCGGAUGGGUCACUUCGUGAUGCAGAAACAAUGUUGGACCAACUCAGUCUGUUGGGGAAGCGGAUUACUACCUCCUUGGUUAAUGACCUGGUUGGGGUGGUUUCCGAUGAAAAACUACUGGAACUUUUGGAGUUAGCAAUUUCAUCUGACACGGCAGAAACAGUCAAGCGUGCCCGAGAGUUAUUGGAUAUGGGUGUGGAUCCAAUAGUAUUGAUGUCACAAUUAGCUGCCCUUAUCAUGGAUAUCAUUGCGGGAACUCUCCCCAGUAUUGAUGCAAAGCCAACUACUUCAUCAUCCCUUGUUGGAAAGAGUUUAUCUGAGAUGGAUGUGGACAGGCUGAGGUAUGCAUUGAAGCUACUGUCAGAAGCAGAAAAGCAACUACGGGUCUCCAGUGAACGCUCCACUUGGUUCACAGCGACCCUACUACAGCUAGGUUCUGCCCCUUCCCCAGAUCACCAAACUCAUACUCAUUCUGGUAGCAGCCGAAGGCAAAGCUCCAAAGCACCAACAGAAGAAGAAGAUCCUCUAAGGAAACAAAGGGGUGGACAUUUAAAGGCCAGUACUAGAAUCUCGGCAAGUAGUGAGGCAGGACCCUCUAAGGUAGCCCCUCAAACCAAAUCAGCAUUACCUGCUAGGUGUCUCAAUACAAAUGUGCUGGAUGACGUUUGGGUGAGAUGCAUUCAAAAGUGUCAUUCCAAUACUUUGAAGCAGCUUCUUCUAACCUGUGGGACCCUCAUCUCUAUUUCCGAAAUUGAAGGUGUUUUGGUUGCUCACGUUGCAUUUCGGGACAAUGUAAUAAAAACAAGAGUGGAGAGGUUUCUGAGCAGCAUAACAAAUUCGUUCGAAAAUGUUUUACGAAGAAACGUAGACGUGAGACUCAUUCUAUUACCAGAGGGAGAGGGGGAAACAGAAACUUCUGCUGCAGCUGCUGCUAACACUUCAAACCUAAUGACCUUGCUAGAUUCAAGUCCAAAGCACCCAGCAGAAGCAACAGUUCCAGCACAGAGAAUAGAAUCAAUUAUCCGUGAACAGAGACUAGAAACAGCCUGGUUACAGGCAAUGGAAAAAGGUGCUACUCCUGGUCCUUCUUCAUUGAGCCGACUUAAUAAACCGCCCGAGAGGAACCAGGUCUUACCCCAAGAUAAUCAUUCAGUGCACCCAAUGUCAACGACUUCCCUUGACGUAGAUGAACUGCAUGAAGAACUCAAGAAUUUGAGGAUCAGUGAUGAAAAGAAGGUUAAAACUACAAGAGACCUAAACACUAAAAGGGUCGACCAUUGUCCCAUUUCACCAAGUUUGUUGCAUGGCACCUCCGGCUAUGCAAGCAUUAAUAAUGGCAAGGACAACAUGGGAUAUGAAUCCGGAACAGGAGCAUAUGGUUGCAGUCAGCUUCUAUGUUGGAAUAACACCAAAGUUCAAAGGGGGAAGAAGAUGAAACAAGGAACCCCUGUCCGUCCAAGCAGAAGUAGGCGGCUUUCAUGGAUUGGGGAAUGUGCAAAAGGGCGCGGGCACAGACGAUGAGAUGAUUAGCAGAACAUGCAUGAGUUUCUGGUUCAGAUUUUUCUUAUGGUUCUAUCUAUCCUCUUUUCUUUUUGUAUAUUUAUUCCUUCCACUUGCAUUCCUAUUCUUUGAGCCUUCAGAGUUACUAAACAAUGAUUAUGUAAAUUUUUCCAACCUGAGCGGCAUCUGCCACUUGUUCAGAGCUAAGUUUCUGUGCAUUCAAUAAACGGUAGAGUUCAAGACUUGCGUGCAA
Molecule: messenger RNA, 4216 nt
Organism: Cuscuta epithymum
Lineage: Eukaryota; Viridiplantae; Streptophyta; Magnoliopsida; Solanales; Convolvulaceae
Source: the annotation of a GenBank genome assembly